CGCCUCACCGCUAGGGUGCGAGCGCCGCGUGCCGGAGGAGUCCGAGCCAGAGACAGCGAGAUACAGAUCCGUGUGGAGCGAGGACACGGAGCGUCCCGGAGCCAGGCGUCAGCAUGUUUCCAUCCCUGGGGCAUGACCAUGCAGCUAGGCCUGGCCCUGGUGCUAGGGGUGGCCCUGUGCUUGGGAUGUGGCCAGCCCCUGCUGCAAGCCCCUGAACGCCCCUUCUUGGUGCUGUGGAAUGUGCCCUCAGCACACUGUAAGGCCCGCUUUGGCGUGCACCUGCCACUAGAGGCCCUGGGCAUUGCAGCCAACCGUGGCCAGCGUUUCCACGGCCAGAAUGUCACCAUCUUCUACAAGAACCAGCUCGGCUUCUAUCCCUACCUUGGGCCGAGGGGCACAGCUCACAACGGGGGCAUCCCCCAGGCUGUGCCCCUUGACCGCCACCUGGCACGGGCUGCCUAUCAGAUCCGCCACAGCCUGCAACCUGGCUUUGCUGGCCUGGCAGUACUGGACUGGGAGGAAUGGUGUCCACUCUGGUCUGGGAACUGGGGCCGCCGCCAGGUCUACCAGACAGCCUCCUGGGCUUGGGCACAGCGGGUAUUCCCCAACCUGGACCCCCAGGAGCAGCUCUACAAGGCCCGUAUCGGCUUUGAACAGGCAGCCCGUGCACUGAUGGAGGACACACUGCGGCUAGGCCGGGCACUGCAGCCCCAUGGGCUCUGGGGCUUCUAUCGCUUCCCAGCCUGUGGCAAUGGCUGGCAUGGUACAGCUUCCAAUUACACGGGCCACUGCCAUGCAGCCACCCUUGCCCGCAAUACCCAACUGCAUUGGCUCUGGGCCGCCUCCAGCGCCCUCUUCCCCAGCAUAUACCUCCCACCCAGGUUACCACCUGCUCACCACCACGCAUUUGUCCGAUACCGCCUGGAGGAGGCCUUCCGUGUGGCCCUCGCUGGGCACCCACAUCCCCUGCCUGUCCUGGCCUAUGCCCGCCUCACACACCGGAGCUCUGGGAGGUUCCUGUCCCAGGAUGAACUUGUGCAGACCAUUGGUGUGACCGCUGCACUGGGGGCAGCCGGCGUGGUGCUCUGGGGGGACCUGAGCUUCUCCAGUUCUGAGGAGGAGUGCUGGCAUCUCCAUGACUACCUAGUGAGCACCCUGGGCCCUUAUGUGAUCAACGUGACCAGGGCAGCCAUGGCCUGCAGUCACCAGCGGUGCCAUGGCCAUGGCCGAUGUGCUUGCCAAGACCCAGGACAACUGGAAGUCUUUCUGCACCUGGAGCCAGAUGGCAGCCCUGGAGAUUGGGAGUCCUUCAGCUGCCGUUGUUAUGCGGGCUGGGCUGGCCCUACCUGCCAGGAGCCCAGGCCUGAAGAAGCAACAAAGCCAGGAGUCACCUGCCUCUGACCUUCAUGUUCCUGCUGCCAUCUUUCCAGUCCUGGAGGGAAGACUUUGUCCCACUCUUGUUCUACUUAGCUUACAGUCACUUCUCCCAUGCACAUACCCCACUUCCCAUGGGAUCCCUGGGGAGUGGAAGAGGCCAGAAAAAAACAUACUGUUUUAAAACUAGACGCCCUCUGAGAUCACCUCAUCCCUCCUGACAAGAAAGCAGCCCCAGGAAGAGUCGGUGUUCCAGAAGGUUAAGGUUGCCAGCCCAGGGCUCUGUUCUACACUUCACUGCGUCCAUGGAAUGGUCACAGGAGACCCGUCCAGGGGCAGGUGGGCCCCUGAGGAGAUCUUGGCUAAGGUCUUUAAGUGCUAAGCUGUUGUCUGUAAUCUGCUUUCAUCAUAAAGUUACUUUUUCUUUCA
This is a messenger RNA of Lagenorhynchus albirostris (white-beaked dolphin), 1803 nucleotides long. It is a transcript of the gene HYAL3, whose product is annotated as hyaluronidase 3. The coding region runs from base 133 to 1401 and encodes 422 amino acids. The record is from RefSeq and is a predicted model, not a curated record. The transcript is spliced from 4 exons. Gene Ontology annotation, molecular function: hyalurononglucosaminidase activity. Gene Ontology annotation, cellular component: acrosomal vesicle. NCBI's taxonomy places the organism in Eukaryota, Metazoa, Chordata, Mammalia, Artiodactyla, Delphinidae. Gene Ontology annotation, biological process: hyaluronan catabolic process; carbohydrate metabolic process.